AUGUUACUCAGACGCAGGUUUUUCGCAUUUGCCCCAUUCUUUAAUGGUGUGAUUUUAUUCAAUCUGCGAUUACUGGAAGGUUUGGGAAUUGAGAAAUCGUGGAACAAAAUGAAGGAAGAUUGGUGGACUAUCUAUUCGAACAGUUUGAAGGUUUGGCCGGCGGUUCAACUCGCAAAUUUCUACCUAGUUCCGUUGAAUAUGCGUGUUAUUGUCGUUCAACUAGUGGCACUUUUCUGGAACACCUAUCUCUCAUACAAGACACAAAAACUUAUCGAGCCGGACGAGCAACCCUCAAUGUUGGAGCUUAUCAAUGUUUGGAAGAAGACAUUGAACAUCUAG
Ostertagia ostertagi is the source of this 339-nucleotide messenger RNA. The record is from the annotation of a GenBank genome assembly. Lineage: Eukaryota; Metazoa; Nematoda; Chromadorea; Rhabditida; Trichostrongylidae.